This is a messenger RNA of Chelonia mydas (Green sea turtle), 1438 nucleotides long. RefSeq names its product PIGY upstream open reading frame. NCBI's taxonomy places the organism in Eukaryota, Metazoa, Chordata, Testudines, Cheloniidae. Bases 274 to 633 code for a protein of 119 amino acids. The transcript is spliced from 2 exons. The record is from RefSeq and is a predicted model, not a curated record.
GAAACCAGUGAUAACUGAAUACUUCCGGCGGGGGCCGAAGGGAAAGAGGAGUUGGGCCCAAGGCAAGAGCAGUUGCUGUGAAUACCGCAGCGCAGGAGAAGCAAGGGGGGUGGGUGCAGCUGAGCGCAAGGCAGCACCGGCUGAUGACUAGGAACCGAGGGGCAAGCAGCCCGGGCUGCACAGGGACUCUCCCAGGCCGGCGCAGGAAGGAAGGAGUGGCAGAGAGAAGGAGGCUGGCCCUGUGAGUCAGCACAGCCGCGGCAGAGCAGGACCAUGCGAGGACGGUAUGUGAGCAGGACCCUCGCCUCAGUGCUGCUCUGCAGGCAGCCCCAGCCCGCGGGAGCCGGCGCGGCAGCGGCUGCUCACAGACCCGGCCCGGGGGCAGCCCUGAGGCACUCCUCGGACAGGCCGGAGGGCCAGGAGCGGCCCACGGCCUUCGACCCGGCUGUGCUGCAGUUCCUGGUCUGCCCGCUCUCCAAGCAACCGCUGAGGUAUGAAGCAUCCACCAACGAACUAAUUAACAAAGAGCUGGGCAUCGCGUAUCCGAUCAUUGAUGGCAUUCCUAAUAUGAUCCCUCAGGCCGCAAGGAUGAUUGACAGAAAGGCCCAGGGUGAGGAACCGAAGCAAACCUAGAUAGCCAUUAUCAUUCAAAACAAAACCUGAAGACUAACCUACCCCCACAGUAACUGGGGAAGAAAGAUGUUUCUGUCACUGCCUACGCUAACUGUACUUGUUCCACUGUUGUCCUUAGCGGGUCUGUUUUAUUCAGCCAGCAUGGACGAAAAGUUCCCAGAGGGCUGCACCAGCACAACCAGCUUGUGUUUCUACAGUCUGCUUCUUCCUAUUACCAUACCAGUUUACGUGUUCUUUCACCUUUGGACCUGGAUGGGUAUUAAACUUUUUAGACACAACUAAUAAGGCAAAAGCUUGGAAGGCACCACAAAAAUAGACUUGCCAACCUUGUGGCCGCUCGGAGAGAGCGAUGUAUCUUCACCUACCCACACCCUAAUAUUAUAUUCCAUGCAGUUGCAAUAGUCUCCUAGCAUAAGUGGUGGUCUUUAUUAAUCUCCCAAUGAUGCCUGAAAAUGUAACUUUCUGCACAAGCCUUGAUGCACAAUGGCCUCAUUACUGCUGAGAGAGAUAAUUAAAUAACAUUUCUCUUGUUCCUCCUCCAUGUUAGCAUGUCCCAUCAAAACCUAUUGGUGAGUUGUAAGGCUAUGCUACUAGCCCGUCAAAGCUGUUGUGUCUCUUUGAAAAGAAUAAAUGUUGUGCACUGAUUGUGAUGAAUUUUUUUAAAUAGGUUAUGGUGAGUUUCACUAUGCCUCUUUAAAUGAGCAGCACCGUAAUUCGAUAGUUGCCUUGCUGAUUUGAACUGAUGUCUGCAGUAGAAUGCAUUUGUCUUACUGUACUAUGGAAAUAAAGAGUAUAAUACAUCCAA